AUGUCCAGCUCGUGCGACCCCAGCGCCUGCCUGCUGCGCUCUGGCGCGGGCGAGUGGCAUUCCGGCCAGUGGCAGUGGGCGAGCGAGGCACGCUGCUGCGGCUUUGGCGAGGUUGGGAGAGAAAGAGCUCGUGCACUCCUGCGCGGCCGCUCGCUCACAUUCGUGGGUGACUCCACCGCGCGGCGGUGGCUGUGGGCGCUCGUCGACUCGGUGGGCGGCAUGCGGCGGCGGCGUGGCCACGCUGUUCCAGACUCGAGCGCAGCCUUUGACUUCAAAGCCAUCGCGCUCAACGACUCGAUGUUCGACACGGCGCGCGCAUACCACGCGGGGCAGGCGGUGCUGCUGAACGUGAUGCUCGACCCAGAGCAGCUCUGCGGCGUGCCUCGCAGCGAGUGGACGGUGGACCGGCGGUUCGUGCACGCGGUCGAGAUGGGGCGCCCACCCCCGUGGAGCACGAUGCGGGGCGUGCGCUACCGCCUCCUCGUCGAGGUUGCGUUGCGACGCGGCGCAGACGCGAGGCGCUCGCAGCUGUCGGCGGGCGAGCUGCGGCGGCUGGAGGCGCAGGAGUGGAUGGACCAGCAGUGCUCCAAGGCGCUUGUCAGGCCGGCGGCGACCUCUCCCAGCGCGGGGCAACCGGCCGGCGGCGCAGGCGCGCAGCGCGCCACCCGCCUGACCAUCUCGAUGGGCACGACGAGCGGCUAUUGCGGGGCGCUCAUGCACCGCAUGGCCGCCAAGCUGCGCGACUGGACCUCCGACGGCGGCGACAGACCCCCCUCCUCCUCGGCCCCUCCGGCCACGGCCGCCUCCGCAUCCUCACCGCCGUGCCCGAUCCGAUCUGCGACUCGUACUGCCGCCGGUCGUACCGGAUGGAUGGUUUGCCCGGGCGGGUACGAGCGGGCCAUCGCCUCUGCCCUUCGCAAGCACCGCGCCGCCCUGCAGCUGCCGGCCGAGGAAGACCCACCCUCUGGGCCGGGGCAGGGCGUCGCGGGGCAUCUCUCUGGCGACCUCACCCUCUUGAGCUUUGUCUACGCCGCCGACCUCGACAGCGAGUGGCGCGCGACGCUGACGGGGUGGCAGGCCGACUCGUUCGGGCACGGCGCGCACCUCCUCUUCCUCGCCGCGACGUGGCUCGAGGUCAAGGGGCGGCCGACCGCGCCGGAAGAGCUUGCUUGGGACGGCAAGGUAGAGGCGGCCUGGAAGGACGUCCUGUCAGGGUGCGCUGCGGCCGCCCCGACACGGUGCGUGGUGCGGAGCGUGCUCGAGUCUGCGCGCGUGGAGACGCGCCAGCUCUACCUCGCGCACGAGGCCAAGCUGCUGGCGCUCGCCGCCGCGCGCACGGUGCCCGCGCUGCCGUGGUUCAACGCGAGCUGGAGUGGCGUCCGACGCGGCGAGAUGCGCCACCACGACCACACGCGCAUCCAUUUCGGCGACGUCGGCCGCCUCUUCCUUGCCCAGCUGACCCUCAACGUGCUGCCGAUCCUGCUCUCGCGGCCUGAGGAGACCCUCCCGCUCCUCCCGCCGCCGCGCGUCGAGCAGCGCAUCAACUUGCAUCGGCUGCGUGCGCGGCCGGGAGGCUAGCGCGCGCGGUGCCGC
Emiliania huxleyi CCMP1516 is the source of this 1593-nucleotide messenger RNA. RefSeq lists its product as hypothetical. NCBI's taxonomy places the organism in Eukaryota, Haptophyta, Isochrysidales, Noelaerhabdaceae. The transcript has 8 exons. The coding region runs from base 1 to 1578 and encodes 525 amino acids. The record is from RefSeq and is a predicted model, not a curated record.